Molecule: messenger RNA, 4149 nt
Organism: Contarinia nasturtii (swede midge)
Lineage: Eukaryota; Metazoa; Arthropoda; Insecta; Diptera; Cecidomyiidae
Gene: Hcs
Product: biotin--protein ligase
Exons: 10
Coding region: 455-3496 (1013 amino acids)
Biological process (GO): protein modification process
Cellular component (GO): cytoplasm
Molecular function (GO): biotin--[biotin carboxyl-carrier protein] ligase activity
Source: RefSeq, a predicted model, not a curated record
GGAAAACAAAAGCAAAAACGUUCCUAGGAGAGUGCGUGAACUGAGCGAAAUUGGGAGAGCGAAAAGAGCGUAAAAAAUCGUUUCCAGUCGAUACUAAUCCAAUCGCCAAAAUACCAUUUCAGUCGAUAUUCAACCGCACCGAGAACGCAGUAAAAGUAGAGAAUGUUUGCAUAUAAAAAUUAAAAUAUUUCAUUCAUCAAAACAUUCAUAGUUUGUAAGACAUUAUUUACAUUCCAAAAUGACAGCGAGCAAGCGAUACGCAAUUGUCAUUUGGUUAAAUUGAUUUAUUUCAGUGAAGUUCAUUUUGAUUGCAUUUCAUGUGCAUUUUCAUGUAUUUUCAAUCAACUUGAAAAAUAGUUAGACGAUAAUUAGUAAACUAAUUUAUUCGCAAAUUUGGUGGAGUGUGUGUAUGUGUGAUAUUCCGAAUGAAAAAAAAUUCGACGAUUGACGUAACAUGAUUUUAACAAUUUUCUAUGCUGGUGCGACUCUAAUGCAAUCGUGGCGCUUGCGAUCAAUUACAACGGGCAUUGCAAGCCGUAUUCGUGACCAUUGCACCAUAUCUUUCUAUCGAACAUGCACCGAGGACGACGAUGGCUUCACUUCAAUUGGCGCUUCAUCGGAAGCAUGUGAUAAUUACAAAAAUGGUCGUGUAGUCGACACAUUAUGGUAUCAUAAUAUGCUUCGUGGCGUAUCAAUUUUGCCAAUACAAAAUUUAGCAUUAGAUAAAUGGGUGACCUUUAGUAACCUACCGCAAAAAUUAAAUCCAUUAUACAGUGCCGACGGCAUUGAUUUAGAUUCACACAGCGAUAAAAAUAUCAUUCAUAUUCUGUUGGAAACCAAUAUUUAUCCCGAUUUAGAAGCCAUUGAAAUGGGCUCAAACAUUGUCACCGCCGAAAAAUUCGGAACGCCAAUCGCAUGGAAAGUUGAUACAAACUUGGCAAUUGUAUUAAGGUCAAAUGUUACGUUAUUCACCGAAUUAAUAAGAGAUUCAUUCAUUCAAAAUACACUAUUCAUUAACAACUAUUUACCUAUUAUACGAAUUGAAAGUGUUUCUAUCAAUGGAACGCCAUUACAGUUGCUCGAUUUUGAAGCGUCACCGAUUCAUGCGAACUCAAAUCCACCUCAUGCCUCAUCAUCUUCAAUGACUGAUAUCGAGUACCGUCAUCACAUAGAUAAAUUGAAAAUAUUAAAUUUAGUUGCUAAUUUAAAAGGUGAACCAAGUCCAGACGAUUACGAAAAAGAUAUAUGCGUAUCAAUAAAUGAAAGUUAUGUGUCCGAAACGAAUGAAAAAACGGAUGAAAACCAUUUGAAUAACGGCGUCGUCAAUUGGAUCAAAAGUGUUGAGCACGAUUCAAGUCAAUUGGAGGCCAUAGCUCAUAUUUCACCAAGUGUGUCACCAGCCAAAACUGAAACUUCACCCGUCAAAUUUGGCAAUGGUGCCAUUCACAAGGAAAUUGAAUCAAAUACCAUGACUUCAAGUAAAGGAUCACAGGAUUUACUUAGCGUUAGUGUUCAAUCCGAAGGUUUUGCCGAAAAUGACGAAAGCGGUGACGUAUUCAUUGAUAAUACAAAAUAUUGUACAAUGAAAUUGAAUGAACAAGUCGUGGCGGCAAAAGAAAAUCUGAAUGACAAAAAAGCCACAAAAACAUACGCAUCGUCCGUUGCAUCAUCCAAUGAAUGCCAUUCAUCACAAUAUUCAACACUGAAACGGAAAAAAAGACACUCAGACAGUAGCAAACCACCAAAUGUUCUUGUUUAUUCCGAAAGCAAUGACAUACGUGCGAAUGUGAUUUCAACAAUUAAAAACAUUUUACAUCCCGAUCGUUAUACCAUUUAUGAACUUAAGGCCGAACAAUUGAAAACAAAUAUUUGGAUUGAUAACACGACGCUGCUGAUUGUAUGCGGUCCAAUCUCAACACAACUCGGUACGAUUUUAAUGGAAUAUUUUCUGUGUGGCGGUAAAAUGCUUUGUUUGUGCUCGGAUGUAUUGAAUAUGGUGUUGCCGAUUUAUCGAACGGCCGAAGUACGCGAAAAUGAGUUGGUACAGUUUUCAUAUGGGCGAUGGCAGAAAAUCCAAUUAAUGCAUCAUAUUUUUUGCUAUCAUCCAUCGCCGAUCAAAAAACACUUCUCAUUGGAAAAUGAUGAUGAAGGACAACAAAAACCACCGUUAACCUGUCCGGGAUCUAUCGAUUUGAAAGAUAUCUACGGUAACUCGCAUCGACUGGAAGUAAAAGUGCUUGGAACCGAAGAAACAUGGAACACACCAAGUCUGAUUUUAGCCACCGAUACAAAUUACAAUGGAAUCGCCGUAUUCUCACAAGUUCAUCUUGAAGCCGAUCCAAAUCUUUAUGAGCAUGACGGUUUCAAAUUUUCAGCGUUAACAAAAAGUGAUAAAGCACGUUUGGAGAUCUUUUCCGAUUUAUUGAGCACCCAACUAGGUUUAAUUGUGCAAACACGUGAUUUUCAUUCCACAAACAUGUUUCCGAAUGCAUAUUUCCUAGGCCGACACGAGACAAAAUUUGAACUUCUUGAUAAACUAAAACCGCAAUUCAUCAAUACGAAUACAUUGAGAACAAACUCAUUGAUUGUGAAAUUCUACGGCAAAAACGAAACACCAAAACCAAAUCUUGAGAACACACUGCCAAUUUUAUUGCAUUCUUGCCCAUCAGAUUUUUCCACGGUUACUUAUUUCGAUACGUUAAAGACGAAAGAAAUAGGUCGUUUAGUGAUUUACGCGCCGCUUAUCAAUUCCACAAUGACAUUGGUGUCAAAUUUGAAAAUGCAACAUGGAUUGGCUGUUAUCGGUCGAAAACAAACGGCUGGUGUUGGUCGAAAUAAAAAUCAGUGGUUGAGUCCAGAUGGCUGUGCAUUAUUUACGCUACAGCUUCACAUUCCAUUAUCAAGUCCGUUAGGCCAGAGAAUACCAUUACUACAGCACUUGGUGUCAGUUGCAUUAGUAAAUUCAAUCGUUUCAAAGAACGUAUACAAGAAGCUUGACAUUCGAUUAAAAUGGCCAAACGAUAUAUAUGUGAAUGACACUACCAAAAUUGGUGGCCUUGUUGUGAACACAGAACUGAAUGGUGAAUGGGCCAUUUGCAAUGUUGGCGUUGGAUUUAAUUUGAGCAAUAGCAUUCCAACGACUUGUGUAAACGAUAUGAUAAAGACGUACAACCUGAAAAAUAACACCGAACUACCGUACCUGGAAUAUGAAAGCUUCUUUGCCAAUGUAUUCAAUGAAAUUGAAGAACUGAUUGACAUCGUUCAAAGUGGUGAUUUUGAUUAUCUAUAUGAUUUGUAUUACAAAUUGUGGUUGCACUCUGAUGCUGAAAUCGUCAUUAUAGACGCCGAUGGCAUGAAAAAACAUGCCACGAUCAUUGGAAUUGAUGAUUAUGGGUAUUUAGAGGUGAAACAAGCGAAUAGAGAACCAGAAAUUGUCCAUCCAGAUGGAAAUACGUUCGAUAUACUGCGCGGUCUUAUUUCGGCCAAACACUAUUAGACAGACUAGUCGUAACAAUUUACUUGCCAUUUUUAUUUCUUUUAUAAACUUUGCUAAUGGUGUUUGAAUACACCAAAGUAAAUUCACUUAGUAAGUUAAGAAAAUCCAAAAUUAGCAGCUAUAUCGAAAAUAGAUUUUGAUCACGCGCAAAUUCUCGUCUUCUCGGUGUCGUUAUUCACAUAGUUUUCUUUUUGUCAUUCGUCAUUUAUCCGAUAUAUUUGUAUAGUAAGUUUUUCGAAAUUAUUUAUCAAUUCUUUUUUGGCAAACAUUUUACUCGAAACUUUUAAACAAGCGCACAAUCGCGUUUUUUUUACAAUUUUUCUCUUUGGAAUCAAUUCAAUAUUCAACGGUUUUUCUCUUGUUAUCGAUAUUGUUUUUGAUAAAAUGAAUUGGCUUAUACAAUUUACUGAAUUGAACAAAUAUAACAAUUUUUUUCGCAAUUUUGCAAUCAACUCAACGUUUAACAUUUAAAUGUAUAUUGAGUGUUUGGAUAGAUGUUAGAUACGUAAGGGUAGUGUUGAUCAUUGAACAGAUUUUACCAAAGAAGCAAAGCAACUGUUGGAACAAACACUGAAAAAAGUUUGACAUUUUUGUUAACAUAUUUUAAAUGAUAUAAAUUAUUAUUGAUUGAAUAAAGGCCAUAACAAAUUUAA